This is a messenger RNA of Microplitis mediator, 2117 nucleotides long. RefSeq lists its product as uncharacterized. The transcript has 3 exons. NCBI's taxonomy places the organism in Eukaryota, Metazoa, Arthropoda, Insecta, Hymenoptera, Braconidae. The record is from RefSeq and is a predicted model, not a curated record. The coding region runs from base 227 to 2053 and encodes 608 amino acids.
UUUUCUAAGACAUGUGGUGACGUCAAGUACCUUUGAUAUAUAGACACACACGCUCUCAACUCUAAUGGAAGAAAGAGCAAUUUGACCGCCAAAGCUUUACAGUCAGCCAUCGCAUUAUUAACUCUUCUCUCUCUAUCUUUCUCACCCGAAAAAAUUCUAAUCUGCAUCAAAACAAAGCAGAGAAUCUCGUAACAACCAAAUACUAUUGAGAGGUUAGGAAAAGAAAAUGAAUUCGUUCAAAGGAAAUCCAAGAGGCGGGGGAAGACGACCUCACGGUGACAGGUCAUCGACAGCAGGUAAUCGUCAGCUCCGAAGCAGCCAAAGUAGUUUACCGCCACUUGCUGAACCUCGACCUUCAAAUGGUCCUCAGGUACCGAGACGUCGAGGUAGAGGUAGUCGACAGCCGUCGCGAGUACCUCAAGGUGGAGGUGCUUUAAAUCCGCUGCCAAUACCUCAAGGUGGUGGUGCUCUGAAUCUUCCGCUAGCAUCUCAAAGGGGACAUGCUGUGAAUCAGCCGCCAGUACCUCAAGGUGGAGGUGCCCUGAAUCUGCCAGCAGUACCUCAAGGUGGAGGUGCCCUGAAUCUGCCAGCAGUACCUCAAGGUGGAGGUGCCCUGAAUCUGCCAGCAGUACCUCAAGGUGGAGGUGCCCUGAAUCUGCCACCAGUACCUCAAGGUGGAGGUGCCCUGAAUCUGCCAGCAGUACCUCAAGGUGGAGGUGCCCUGAAUCUGCCAGCAGUACCUCAAGGUGGAGGUGCCCUGAAUCUGCCAGCAGUACCUCAAGGUGGAGGUGCCCUGAAUCUGCCACCAGUACCUCAAGGUGGAGGUGCCCUGAAUCUGCCACCAGUACCUCAAGGUGGACAUGCUCUGAAUCCGCCGCCAGUACCUCAGGGUGGAGAUGCUCUGAAUCCGCUGCCAGUACCUCAAGGUGGACAUGCUCUGAAUCCGCCGCCAGUACCUCAAGGUGGAGGUGCUUUGAAUCAGCCGCCAGUACCUCAAGGUGGACAUGCUUUGAAUCUGCCGCCAGUACCUCAAGGUGGAGGUGCCCUGAAUCUGCCACCAGUACCUCAAGGUGGACAUGCUCUGAAUCCGCCGCCAGUACCUCAUGGUGGAGGUGCUCUGAAUCUUCCGCCAGCACCUCAAGGUGGACAUGCUUUGAAUCAGCCGCCAGUACCUCAGGGUGGAGAUGCUCUGAAUCCGCCGCCAAUGCCUCCAGGUGAAGGGGCUCUGAAUCCACCGCCAGUACCUCAAGGUGGAGUCGCUUUAAAUCCGCGUCCAAUACCUCAAGGUGGAGAAGCUCUGAAUCCGCCACCAGUACCACCAGAACUUCAAGAUGAAGGAGAUCAACAGCCACCGUUAGUACCUCAAGGUGGAGCUGUCAUACAGCCACAGCAAAAUCAGCCAUUCCCUAAAGGCGCAAUUGAUCAACAGCUGCAGCCAGUUCUGCCGAUAGCUCAUCAUUCGGUUUAUAAUCACCAGCUACUAUCGAUUCCCGGUCGUGUUCCGAAAGCUUCAAAGAAAAUGGUAAAAUCGGUACGACGAAUGCGUAAAAAUAAUUCCCGCCAACAUAAUCUUUUGGAUAGAUUUGAGAAGUUUCUCGAUUCCCAAAACGUCCCUGACAGAUUUUCAUCGAAGAAAACAUCCGAAAGUAGUGCAGUGUUACCUGUGGCUACUACUUCGCAGCUACAGACCGUAACUCCUCCAUUGCUACCUGUGACACAACAGCCUCAAUCAACGGCAUCUACUGUUCCUCAAAACGCCUGUUAUUGGCCGCCGGCUACCCAACAAUAUUUUUGUUACCCACCACCACAAUAUGCAGCUUCUAUGCAGCCGUAUCAAUACCCUUAUUCUCACUAUUCUUGUGGACAGUAUCCACCUUCAUAUAAUUUCCCACCAUAUAAUUUCCCACCUCCAUCUAUUUAUCCAACCGCACCAAAUUAUCCAACUCCAUCUAAUUAUCCAUCCACACCAAAUUAUCCAACUCCAUCUAAUUAUCCAUCCACACCAAAUUACCCACCUCCAUCUAAUUACAUGUCAUAUUAUCCUCCACGUUAAUAUUCGUAAAUAUAUUCACUGAUAUCACUGCAUGUAAUGGGAUGCGUCAGAGAAAUAAAAUACA